AUGGCGGGCGGCCACAUCAGAUACCGCCAUCUAAGUCGGGCGUCAGCACAUCGUCAAGCGCUCCUGCGAAACCUUGUAACAUCUCUCAUCAAGCAUGAAUCGAUAGCGACCACAUGGCAAAAGGCCAAGGAAGCGCAACGGUUGGCGGAGAAGGUGAUCUCAUUGGGGAAGAAGAACACAGACGCGACAAGGCGAAGGGCACGCCAGAUACUCUAUGAACCGGAUGAAGUCGUGCCCAAGCUCUUUGGCCCAAUACGAGAGCGCUACCUAGACCGACCUGGUGGCUACACACGCGUCUCCCGCAUAGAGCCUCUGAAGGAAGACCAGGCGGAGUCGGCUAUUCUCGAACUUCUCGACGGACCCAAGGACCUGCACUUUGCCAUGACUGCAAAGACGCUCGCACGCUCCAAGCCUGGCAGACUGUCUCCUAAGCAGGCCGAGCACGUCAAGAAGGCGACGCAAUUCCGCAAAGAUGGCGUGGAAACGCUACAGGCCAUGAUUGAGCGAAUGCGCUUGGAGCACCGCGAGGGCUUGGAUGACAGAGUGCUGCCGCCGCCACACAAAGUCUACCCAGAGGAGCUGCCGAGGAAACAGAUGCACUUUUUGGAGGAGACAGAUGAUUACAAGCUACCCAACGGGCUACCAAAGAGGAGGCGUAAUCCGGCACUGGGCAAGGUGCCUGCACGGGAGGCGAAGGAGGCUAAUAUGGCGACCGAGGAAGCGACGACUGGGGAACCAGAUUUGAAGCCGUUGGAGUCAAGCCGAUGA
Plenodomus lingam JN3 is the source of this 768-nucleotide messenger RNA. RefSeq names its product mitochondrial 54S ribosomal protein bL17m. Gene Ontology annotation, biological process: translation. Gene Ontology annotation, molecular function: structural constituent of ribosome. Gene Ontology annotation, cellular component: mitochondrial large ribosomal subunit; ribosome. NCBI's taxonomy places the organism in Eukaryota, Fungi, Ascomycota, Dothideomycetes, Pleosporales, Leptosphaeriaceae. The record is from RefSeq and is a predicted model, not a curated record.